AUGCCAAAUCACAGGUUCAAAGCUUCAGACAUACGCCGAUACCUCAUCGAUACGGCUCAGCACGAAGAGCGUGAUGUCGACUUUGAAGAUGAAGAGCCCUCCAGCGUAUCUCAAACAUCCACUGUGGAACACGAUCAAGAGUCGUUCGAAUUGUUCAGAACAAGAGUUAUGGAGCUUUGCGCCGCUCAAUUCCCAAGAUCAAGCUUUCAAGUCGAGCGCCUGCGCGGUGGGACUUACAACCGCAUCACCGCGAUCACUGUCACGCCUUUACCUCCACGCGCUUUCACUAUUCCAUGGAUACGUUCGUUGCUACCCAUUAAUGAAGCUCACAUCAAGGCUUACGAGCCAAAGCACUACAUACUGAGGAGCGCACGAAGGGAGCCUUCAUGCGACGACUUGGAUAUGAGGUAUGAUGUGGCUACUCUAAAGUUCGCGGGCAUAAAGUCCAGAAAAUUCGGCAACAUCGUGCCUCAGGUCAUACACCUCGAUGAAAACACGCGUAAUCCUUUGUCGCGGACCUAUACCAUUCAGAACCGUCUUCCCGGCCAAAAUCUCAAUAAGAUAUGGCUCGGACUUACGAUCGACCAGAAGAUAAGCACGAUGCACAUUGUUGUUCGUGUCAUGAAGAGAUUGCAUAAGAUUCAGGGACCCAAGGCAGGUAUCAUUGCCCGUCUAAGAGUUCUACUGCUUUCUCGCGGCGAAGUUAUCCCGGAAAUUUGUGCCUUCAGAACUACCAAGGGCCCGGAUCAGGAGAACGGCGAUGAGGUUAUAUGGGAUUGUUUCGAUAUCAUCACCAAAUCCCUUCACAACAUGGGCUUUAUUCCGGAUACCGACCGUUUCUACUUCUGCCAUCUCGACCUCUAUCCACGAAACAUGCUCGUAGAGAUUGAAGAUGAUUCAUCGCUCUCACUCACCGGACUGCUGGACUGGGAUGCUCAAUUCGCAUACUUUUGCCCCAAGUUCGUCGCUUAUCGUGCGCCGUUCUGGCUAUGGGUAUCGGGUGGUCACGAGUACAACGAGAUGAUAGCUGCAGAUGAGCCAACGAAUGCUGAUCACCGGCGAUUGAAGAGCUUGUGGGAAGAAGCGGCGAGUGACGAGUGGAAGCGGUACGCCUACGAACCGGAGUAUAUGAUCGCGAGGAGAAUGUUCGCUCUGCUCCGAGACGGUAUUCGUCAUGAUGGAGGCAAAGAGGAAGCUAGGUCUAUUGUCGAUGAAUGGCAGAAGCUGCAUUACGAUCAGAGGCUUGCCACAGCGUACGCGAGUGAUGAGAGCGACGGUGCCGAGGCAAAUAUGGACGUUGGGGACCGAGAUGAAGGCAUUUACACGUUGGCUCAACAAGACCUUGAGCUCGACGAUGUGCGGGACGAGGAUGACGGGACUAUCGACUCGCAUGACUAA
Alternaria viburni is the source of this 1398-nucleotide messenger RNA. RefSeq lists its product as uncharacterized. Bases 1 to 1398 code for a protein of 465 amino acids. The record is from RefSeq and is a predicted model, not a curated record. NCBI's taxonomy places the organism in Eukaryota, Fungi, Ascomycota, Dothideomycetes, Pleosporales, Pleosporaceae. The transcript has 2 exons.